GUGAAGUGGAUUGUCAGCUAGUAGUAGCAACCAAAACACAAAUUUGCUUUCCCAUUCAUCUGAUAUUUUUGGUAUUUGUCUCAUUCACUCAAUCUCAAUUUUUUUUCUUUUUUGUCUUCUUUUAUUUCGAAUGGCUCAAUUGAUGAACACCGCCGAUAAGCCGCCGGAGUUGCGGUGGCAGAUGGUAAAACUAUCGGCAGUGAAGAGGGAGAUGGUGGUCGAAAACUCCUCCGAUGAAGAACAACACUGCCAACAACUCAACAAGCGAUCUAGGCUUUCUCCUUCUUUACAACAGCAACAGGGUGUAGGAGCUUGUGAUUUUCCUGUUUCACGAUCGCUAUUUGGCCAGACAGAUGAGCCUAGUCCGUUAGGUUUACGGCUAAAAAAGAGCCCCUCACUGUUGGAUUUGAUCCAAAUGAGGCUUUCUAAAGGGAGCACCUCCAAGGUGGGAAAUCUUGGGAAGAAGGAGCAAAAAGGAAGCACCGGAAUGACAGAAAAGCUGAAGGCCUCAAAUUUUCCUGGUUUAGUUCUGAGAAUUGGAAGCUGGGAGUAUAAGUCGAGAUAUGAAGGAGAUUUGGUUGCAAAAUGUUACUUUGCCAAGCAUAAACUUGUUUGGGAAGUCCUUGAUGGUGGUCUCAAGAAUAAGAUAGAGAUCCAAUGGUCCGAUAUUGUGGGCUUGAAGGCGAAUUGCCCAGAUGACGCACCAGGAACCUUGGAUGUAGUGCUCUCAAGGCAACCUCUUUUCUUUAGGGAGACAGAUCCACAACCCAGAAAGCACACACUUUGGCAAGCAACUUCAGAUUUUACCGACGGACAGGCUAGCACACACAGGCGACAUUACUUAGAGUGUCAGCAGGGAUUGUUGGGAAAGCAUUUUGAAAAGCUUGUGCAAUGCGAUCCUCGUCUUAACUUCCUGAGUCAACAAGCAGAGAUAAAACUAGAGUCUCCUUAUUUUGAAUCCAAUAUAUCGGGUUCUGAAGAAGCACAUGUAAGGGACCAUGAAUUUGAUCUGAAUAAUGAAGGGAGUCUCAGUUUUAUCGACUUGCAAAGUGGCUCUUCACCUUCAGGAGCUCAGUGUUCUUCCUCCAAAAGUGAGGAAGAUCCUAUUCAUAGAGCUGUGGAAUGUUUUCACCAGGAAAAGCUAUCCCCAAACUCAGGGAGUCCCAAUUUUAUCGACCUGCAAAGUGCCACUUCACCUUCAGGAGCUCAGUGUUCUUCCUCCACAAGUGAGGAAGAUCCUAUUCGUAGAGCUUUGGAAUGUUUUCACCAAGAAAGGCUAUCCCUAAUCUCAGGGGCUGGUGAAGAUAUGAAGAGUAGGGAAGUGGAACAACAGAAUGCGCUCAGUAACCUCAAUCAACUCAGAGUGCCUGGAAUACAUCCUUCCGUGACAAUGAGUGGUUUAAUGAGCCAGCUUCAGCAACGUGUAUCAGAGAACAAGACAUCUAAAGUCAUCAACCUCGCCAGUGCUGAACGACCAAGCUCGGAAAUCCUGGAAGAGAUCUCCAAAUCCUUGCUUAGUGACACUCAAAAUGUGGCGGCAUCAGAUGAGAAAUCUCUUAUGUCAAGGGUUAAUUCUCUGUGCUGCCUUCUCCAAAAGGAUGUUGCAACAGCUCAAAAGAGUGACAACCAUGGUGAUGUUGCGAUGGGUGAAAAAAGAGUUGAUCAAAUAAAUUUCAUUUCCCCAGUACCGCUCGGAAGAAAAGUUGAAGAAGAUCCUUCUAUGCCAGAGGAUGAAUCAAAUGAUCUCUCUGGUUGCAAGCCGGCUUCAACAAUGUCAAGGAAGGACUCUGUGGGCGAUCUGUUGCUGAAUCUUCCUCGGGUAGCAUCACUGCCCCACUUUUUGUUCAUCUGCGAUGACUCUGCAGGUAACCAGGCUAGAUAGAUGGUCUUUUCUCUAGUCUACAUCAGGUAAUCAUUGGAAAGGAUGACUCUGGCUUUUCUUGUACAUAUAAAAACUAGUUUAGCAACAGCAUUUUCUGUUUAGGAUUUGGAUCUUUGGUGCAUUGUUAGACUGUUCGUGUAUAGAAUUGGAAUGUUUUCGUGCCUUUGUACAAAAAGUUUAGUUUUGUGGA
Molecule: messenger RNA, 2072 nt
Organism: Capsicum annuum
Lineage: Eukaryota; Viridiplantae; Streptophyta; Magnoliopsida; Solanales; Solanaceae
Exons: 7
Coding region: 131-1882 (583 amino acids)
Source: RefSeq, a predicted model, not a curated record